AUGAUUAAAAGAUUGAGUUAUGCAGAUAUUAGAACUAGUGCUUAAAAUUAGAUCAAAUAAAAUAUGGCAGUGAAGCCUUUGAGGCCCUCUAAAUUUUUAAAUGACUUUGAAAGUGUUCCAAAAAAUUUUAUAAAAGAAAAAGAAUUUGAGUAAGUAAUUGAAUAUGUGACCCCACGACCAAUAAGAAGAAGAGUGGCUCUUGGAAAUGAUAAAGUUAAUUUAAAAGUAGAAUUUACACUUCCAAGUGUUUAAAAUAUUUCAAUUCAUAGUCAAGAAGGUGGUAUUGAUUUGAAAAAAUCUGAAAUUUUGCAUAUCGAUAAAAAAAUCGAAAAUGAAUUAGAAAGUAUUAAUAGAAAAAUCAAAAAAAUAAUCAAUAGCAACAAAAGAUAAGUAACUUUUUAAUCCUCUUUAAUUGUCAUUGAUGAAUAAAAUAAGAUUUCUUAAAUAAAGGAUCCUUACUUCUAAAUGGAUGAUCAACGUAGAAGAAAAACCAUUGUAAGACACAAGACUUUGGAAGUUUGA
Molecule: messenger RNA, 522 nt
Organism: Paramecium sonneborni
Lineage: Eukaryota; Ciliophora; Oligohymenophorea; Peniculida; Parameciidae
Source: the annotation of a GenBank genome assembly